Syzygium oleosum is the source of this 1432-nucleotide messenger RNA. Its product is annotated as beta-ureidopropionase. The record is from RefSeq and is a predicted model, not a curated record. NCBI's taxonomy places the organism in Eukaryota, Viridiplantae, Streptophyta, Magnoliopsida, Myrtales, Myrtaceae. Gene Ontology annotation, molecular function: beta-ureidopropionase activity. Bases 40 to 1284 code for a protein of 414 amino acids. The transcript is spliced from 6 exons.
CUCCAACUCUCUCCCUCUCUCUGCGAGCACCACGCAUCCAUGGAGACGGCGCAGAACGGACAAGCCGAAGCGGAGGCCGCCGCCGCCGCCGCCCGCGACGGCUCGAUCUGCGGGCACGAGUCGCUCGACCGCCUCCUCCGCGACAACCUCAGUCCCCAAGUCUUUCAGGAAGUCAGUCGUUUACUUAUAGGACUGAAUUGUGGAAGGACUCUUGAAGCUGUUCCUCUAGUGGAUUCUGCAAAAGCUCUCUCAUCUGAAUGUAAUUUUGACAUACAGGCAUUUCGCUUUACAGCAGAAAAGGAGUUGUUAAGAGAACCGCAAGUUGUCAGAGUUGGACUUAUUCAAAACUCUAUAGUUCUUCCCACAACUGCUCCCUUUCUGGAUCAGAAGAGGGCUAUCCAUCAGAAAGUAAAACCAAUGAUAGAUGCUGCCGGUGCUUCAGGAGUGAACAUAUUAUGCUUGCAGGAAGCAUGGAUGAUGCCAUUUGCCUUUUGUACGAGAGAGAAGAGGUGGUGUGAAUUCGCAGAGCCUGUUGAUGGGGAAUCAACAAGGUUUCUUCAGGAUCUAGCAAAAAAAUAUAACAUGGUCAUUGUUAAUCCUAUCCUUGAGAGGGAUAUAAACCAUGGGGAGACUAUCUGGAAUACUGCUGUUAUUAUAGGCAAUCAUGGCAAUAUUAUAGGCAAGCAUCGAAAGAACCACAUCCCCAGGGUUGGAGACUUUAAUGAAAGUACCUACUAUAUGGAAGGAAAUACCGGGCAUCCUGUGUUUGAGACUGCUUAUGGAAAGAUCGCUGUCAAUAUUUGUUAUGGUAGACACCAUCCUUUGAAUUGGUUAGCAUUUGGCUUGAAUGGUGCAGAGAUUGUCUUCAACCCUUCUGCAACCGUCGGUGAACUUAGCGAACCAAUGUGGCCAAUCGAGGCCCGGAAUGCUGCCAUUGCCAACAGUUAUUUUGUUGGAUCAAUUAAUCGGGUAGGAACAGAAACAUUUCCCAAUCCAUUCACAUCAGGUGACGGGAAGCCACAGCACGCGGAUUUUGGGCACUUCUAUGGAUCCAGUCACUUUUCAGCUCCAGAUGCUUCUUGCACGCCAUCGCUGUCCCGUCACAGAGAUGGAUUGCUGGUCUCGGACAUGGAUCUCAAUCUCUGCAGGCAGCUGAAAGACAAGUGGGGGUUCAGAAUGACUGCUCGGUACGAGCUCUAUGCCGAUAUACUUGCUCAGUAUCUGAAGCCAGACUUUGAACCCCAGCUCAUAUCUGAUCCCUUAUUGCAUAAGAAGUCCUGUUAAGUUUCGCAAUACUGUAAAUUCAGGGAUGACUUUAUCCAAGCAAUGUCUACUUUCUGGACUUCGGCACACGUGAUGUCUGUACAUAUGUGUAGUGUAUCGGUCAACGGAAUUGGAAAUGGAUAAUUUAAUAAUCCCCUCUUCUAGAUCA